CAAGCAGUAUUUUGAAGACACUGGCAUAAUAAUAGACACCUUCUAAAAGACUGCAUUGAGAUCUGGGAGAUUUAUUUGAGCUCUUUUUAACAAUUGCAGUGUGAUGUGUUGGAAUGUGUGAGGCAACAGAGAAAAGAGAGGAAGCAUUGGAGAGCAAGUAUUUGUUGACAGUAGCGACAUAAACUUUGUUUUAGUUUUUUAAACCACAGCCGAGAAACUACAAUGAAACCUCAGGACAUUUUAAAGGAAAAGAGCAGCAUGUGGAUAUUUGGUUAUGGCUCUUUAGUGUGGAAACCUGAUUUUGCAUACAAGAAGAGCACAAUCGGCUACAUUAGAGGAUACAAAAGACGCUUCUGGCAUGGAGAUGAUUUUUAUCGAGGAGACAAGGAAAAGCCAGGCAGAGUGGUCACAUUGGUGGAGGAUCAGGAGGCUUGCACAUGGGGAGUAGCCUACGAAGUGACCGACUCCCAAAUUGAGAAGUCCCUUCAAUACCUGAACAUGAGAGAGGUUGUGUUGGGGGGUUACAUAACAGAGAUGGUGGAGUUCAUUCCUCAAGAGAAAGGUCAGGAACCUGUCCUCGCCCUUGUCUACAUCGCUACCUCUGACAACCCCAUUUACCUCGGCCCAGCAUCAGACACAGAGAUUGCCACCCAAAUUGCCAUCUGCAGAGGCAAUACGGGCCACAAUAUUGAAUACCUGGUCCGCCUGGCAGAGUUCAUGAGGCUUUACUGCCCUGAGGUAGAAGAUGAUCACCUCUUCUCUAUUGAGGCGGCUGUUGUGAACAUUUUCAGUGACUGUGAAGGGAUCAAAGUCCUAGAACAAAAUUCCCUCCUGCUGGGAGCUAUAUAAAAGACUUAAUAAGGCACUCCGCAUCAUUAAACUGUUCAUGUUUUUGAGCUGGAUGGAAGGAAAAUGAAGUGCUGCCAUACAUGUGUUGGGGAACUUUUUGCUUGGGGUAUUCUGUGCUUAUCUGAAUUGCUUUCAAGGUAAAUAUGAAAGUGUUGACAUGUUUCAAUCUUUCAAUCAUGACCUGACAUAUCUUCUCUUUUUGACUGUGAUUAUACACACUGUACUACAUACUGUAUACAAAUUCCAUAAGCAUGUGAUGCUUUUAAAAUUUCACGCUCACAGAUGAUUUCUCUUUUUGAAUGGUAUGAUGUUUUACACCUUUGUUGUAAAAGGGUGACACAAACUAUUGUAUAAUGUGUACAUUUUUGAAAUUUAUUUAA
Molecule: messenger RNA, 1229 nt
Organism: Scomber scombrus (Atlantic mackerel)
Lineage: Eukaryota; Metazoa; Chordata; Actinopteri; Scombriformes; Scombridae
Product: glutathione-specific gamma-glutamylcyclotransferase 1-like
Exons: 3
Coding region: 223-849 (208 amino acids)
Biological process (GO): glutathione catabolic process
Cellular component (GO): cytoplasm
Molecular function (GO): glutathione specific gamma-glutamylcyclotransferase activity; gamma-glutamylcyclotransferase activity
Source: RefSeq, a predicted model, not a curated record